CACGGAAACGUCAAAAUAAGUUUCCGUAGUAGGUAAAGUUAGCGAAUCAAACUUUAUUUUAGCAACUUUACGGCUGACAAAAAGGCAACAAAAAUAAGUGUACAGUGUUUCUAACGAAAGUGGACAGUAAUUUGUGAUAUUUUGCUAUAGAUUUCAUUCAUAAAACCGUUCAAGUUUGCAUUACCACAAAAGUAAUCAGAAGACGAAUUUAUUACUAACUUGGAGUGCAAAUAGUCAAAAUGCCGCGCAAACUGCUAAAGUUCCUCAUAGUGUUUGACAACACAUCAUUGUUAUAUUUUCCUGGUCAAUUCUUGUCUGGGAAAGUUCUAAUGGAGUUGCAAGAUGACACACCAGUAUUAGGUCUACACUUCCAUGUUAUUGGCGAGGGUGUUGUGCGAGUUGGUUCUGGCAGACAUGAGAGGCUGUUUGACAAGGAGAAUUACAUUGACUUCAGAAUGAGACUUCUUGGUGAACCAGGUCACGGCACAUCAAUCCUAUCCCCCGGCAUCCACAGCUUCCCUUUCAAGUUGGGGCUGCCGAUGGGCUUACCGUCCACCUUCCUCGGCACUCACGGCUGGGUCCAGUACUACUGUAAGGCAGCACUGAGAGAGCCCAAUGGCCUGACUCAUAAGAACCAGCAGGUUUUCAUUGUGAUGAACCCUAUUGACCUGAAUUUGGAGCCGCCUGUUUUGUCUCAACAGUUCGAAUGCAGCGUAGAACAUCGUCUCGGCGUGGGCUGCGUAGGAGGCGGGUCCGUCACGUGCGGCGUGGCGCUGGACCGCGGCGCGUACGUGCCGGGGGAGAGCAUCGUGCUGACUGCGACCCUGCUCAAUAACUCUAAGACUACUAUUAAGGCUACGAGGGCUGCGCUUACUGAGACGAUCCAAUACUCAGCGCACGGCAAGGUGGCGGCUAAGGAGGUGCGCGAGCUAGCGUCGCUGACGCACGGCAAGACGCGGCCCGGCGGCGCCGACACGUGGCGCCACGAGCUGCUGUACGUGCCGCCGCUGCCGCCCACCAACCUGCGCGGCUGCCAUCUUAUAUCUGUGCACUAUGAUGUCUUUUUCAUAAUCGAGCCUAAAAGCUUAGAAAAGGAGGUGAAGCUGCAACUACCGAUCCUGAUAGGCACAUACCCGUUCCGCGAGGAGACGGAGGAACCACAGCCACCCACACACUACCCCAGCACAUUGCCUAUCUUCCGCGCCUGGCUGCACGACAAGCCUGCAAACUGACACACAAAUACAUAAUAAAAAAUAUAUAUAUGCACGCAAAGUCUUAACAUUUGUAUGAGUAGCAGGAAUUCGUUCUUUUCUUUUUGUCUUUGUUGAAGGUGAACGAACGACUUUUUUGUAGGUAGUAAAGUCAAGUGUGUAAACAAUAUGAAGCUCAAAUCUCGUAAAAAAAAUAGUAUAUCAAACUUGUGUAUUAAAGUCGUGAUUGUAGUUUCGAAAUCUAAAUAUAGAAUCUCAGUACUAUAUUGCAAUAAAAUAUUGGGAUUACGCCCUCUUUGGAAACGUCGGGGUAUGUACGUCCCACGAAAAUACGACAAACUAUAUACCUAUUUUAGUAGGUGCAUAAUAAGAACAUGAAAACACGACAUUUAUAUCGGACAUUCCUUAUUUUUAAGAAGAGUUAGUUUUUAUAUAGUUGAGCUAGAUUUUAUAUGUAUCAGUUUCGAAUAUGCGAGAAUAUGUUAUAGUAGGCAACGAAAUGUUUAUAGUACUUAAUUAAGACUGUUAUUAUGAAGUACUUACGUAAAAAAAUAUUGCAAAAGGAAUUGAUUUUUAACUAAUAACACUAAAGGAAACACUUAUACAAAAUUAUACACUGCCGUAAUUGUAAGAUAAAUUAAUAUUAUUAUAACUGAUUAUUUAACAGUCAUUUUAUUGUUAUUUUUCAGAAAGUACUUGUACUGUUGUAUGUACUCUAUUAUGAAAUUAUAAUUUUCUUCGAAAUUUUAUGAGCCAGUUUAAAACGCAUUUGAAUCUAAUAUUUUAAUCUCUAGUGCCAUUUUAAUGUUUGACUUAAAAAUUCGGUAUAUAAAGUUUUUUAAAACGUUGAUUAUUUAGGGGAGAAAAUAUGAUUAUAUUAAACGAUAUUUUCUGGAAAAUGUAGAAAUUUAUAAUUGUUUGAUAUUUAAAUUAUAAAAAUAUUGUGUAAACAAAGAAAACUUUAGAUACCGAAAGUGGAAUCUGUGUGAAGUAUUAAUUCCUAUUAUUUAGAAGUUUGGUAACGAAUGUAUACUAAUGGAAAUGUAUAUAACUAACCUGUGAUAUACCGGUCCGUCCAUUUAAUUUAGUUGUAAGCAAUUUAAUUAUUAUAAAUAUUUACCUAUUA
This is a messenger RNA of Helicoverpa armigera (cotton bollworm), 2337 nucleotides long. RefSeq names its product arrestin domain-containing protein 4 (gene Vdup1). The transcript is spliced from 7 exons. The record is from RefSeq and is a predicted model, not a curated record. Gene Ontology annotation, cellular component: cytoplasm. NCBI's taxonomy places the organism in Eukaryota, Metazoa, Arthropoda, Insecta, Lepidoptera, Noctuidae. Gene Ontology annotation, biological process: protein transport. The coding region runs from base 240 to 1232 and encodes 330 amino acids.